AUGAAAAUUGGCAAAGGCCAGAUACGAAUUCUCAACACCAAUCUCUCCCCAAUGACUCACUCUCGUGUCGUUUCCGCUAUUUUCACUAUUUCAAACCGUGAAACGUACAAUUUCCCCCCAUUUUUCAUCUGAAGAUUUUCAGAAUGGAGUACAUCGAAGACUGGGUCGACCGGGCGCUGUCCUGCUUCUACAGGCAACACGACAAAGACGACCCUCCGCCUGGGAAAGUUCACGACGGUUUGGAUGUCGACGAGCUGAGCGCCGAGGAGCUGGAGAAGAACUUUGUGAAUCUCGUGGUGGGUAGUGUCAUUGGAUAG
Caenorhabditis auriculariae is the source of this 317-nucleotide messenger RNA. Lineage: Eukaryota; Metazoa; Nematoda; Chromadorea; Rhabditida; Rhabditidae. The record is from the annotation of a GenBank genome assembly.